Molecule: messenger RNA, 3282 nt
Organism: Chaetura pelagica (chimney swift)
Lineage: Eukaryota; Metazoa; Chordata; Aves; Apodiformes; Apodidae
Gene: AP3B2
Product: adaptor-related protein complex 3, beta 2 subunit
Biological process (GO): vesicle-mediated transport; intracellular protein transport; anterograde synaptic vesicle transport
Cellular component (GO): AP-3 adaptor complex; membrane coat
Source: RefSeq, a predicted model, not a curated record
CCGUGUCCCGCGCAUCCUCCAUCCCUCCCGCAUCCCGGCGCCAUGGCCGCCAGCCCGGCCUACGGGGACGAGAAGGGGGGAUCGUCCAGCCUCGGGGAGCCCGAGUACGGCCACGACCCGGCCAGCGGCGGCAUCUUCUCUUCAAUGAUGUUAAGGCACGAUGACCUCAAGGAGAUGCUUGACAGCAACAAGGAUUCACUCAAGCUGGAAGCCAUGAAGAGGAUCGUGGCGAUGAUCGCCCGGGGGAAAAACGCCUCCGACCUCUUCCCAGCCGUGGUGAAAAACGUGGCCUGCAAGAACAUCGAGGUGAAGAAGCUGGUGUAUGUCUACCUGGUGCGCUACGCGGAGGAGCAGCAGGACCUGGCCCUGCUUUCCAUCUCCACCUUCCAGCGAGGACUCAAGGACCCCAACCAGCUGAUCCGCGCCAGCGCCCUGCGGGUCCUCUCCAGCAUCCGCGUGCCCAUCAUCGUGCCCAUCAUGAUGUUGGCCAUCAAGGAGGCCGCCUCAGACAUGUCCCCUUACGUGCGCAAGACGGCUGCCCAUGCCAUCCCCAAGCUGUACAGCCUUGACUCAGACCAGAAGGACCAGCUCAUUGAAGUGAUUGAGAAGCUGCUGGCGGACAAGACCACGCUGGUGGCCGGCAGUGUGGUGAUGGCGUUUGAGGAGGUCUGCCCAGAGCGCAUCGACCUCAUCCACAAGAACUACCGCAAGCUCUGCAACCUGCUCAUCGACGUGGAGGAGUGGGGGCAGGUGGUCAUCAUCAACAUGCUGACCCGUUACGCGCGCACCCAGUUCCUCAGCCCCAACCAGAACGAGUCUUUACUGGAGGAGAGCACUGAGAAGGCUUUCUAUGGCUCCGAGGAGGAGGACGCCAAGGACGCCAAGGCGGAGGUGGCCUCAUUGGCCAAGCGCAAGCCCUACGUCAUGGACCCCGACCACCGCCUGCUCCUGCGCAACACCAAGCCCCUGCUGCAAAGCCGCAACGCGGCGGUGGUGAUGGCUGUGGCACAGCUCUACUUCCACCUGGCACCCAAGGCAGAGGUUGGUGUCAUUGCCAAGGCGCUGGUGCGGCUUCUGCGGAGUCACAGUGAGGUACAGUACGUGGUGCUGCAGAAUGUGGCCACCAUGUCCAUCAAACGGCGGGGGAUGUUUGAGCCCUACCUGAAGAGUUUCUACAUCCGCUCCACAGAUCCCACACAGAUCAAGAUUCUCAAGCUGGAGGUUCUCACCAACCUGGCCAAUGAGACCAACAUCUCCACCAUCCUGCGGGAGUUCCAGACCUACAUCCGCAGCAUGGACAAGGACUUUGUGGCAGGCACGCGCUGUGCCACCAACAUCGGAAAGGUGCGGGACACCUGCCUCAACGGCCUGGUCCAGCUUCUCUCCAACCGGGAUGAGCUGGUGGUGGCUGAAUCAGUGGUAGUCAUCAAAAAGCUGCUGCAGAUGCAGCCAGCCCAGCAUAGUGAGAUCAUCAAGCACAUGGCCAAGCUCACGGACAACAUCCAGGUGCCCAUGGCAAGGGCCAGCAUCUUAUGGCUGAUCGGCGAGUACUGCGAGCACGUGCCCAAGAUCGCGCCUGACGUGCUACGCAAGAUGGCCAAGUCCUUCACCAACGAAGAGGACAUCGUCAAGCUGCAGGUCAUCAACCUGGCAGCUAAGCUCUACCUGACCAACUCCAAGCAGAGCAAGCUGCUGACCCAGUACGUCCUCAACUUGGCCAAGUACGACCAGAACUACGACAUCCGCGACCGAGCCCGCUUCAUCCGCCAGCUCAUCGUGCCCACUGAGAAGAGCGGGGCCCUCAACAAGUAUGCCAAGAAGCUCUUCCUGGCCCAAAAACCAGCUCCUAUCUUGGAGUCCUCCUUCAAAGAUCGGGACCAUUUCCAACUGGGCUCUCUGUCCCAUCUGCUCAAUGCCAAGGCUGUGGGCUAUCAGGAGCUGCCCGACUGGCCAGAUGAGGCUCCCGACCCCUCUGUGAGGAACGUGGAGGUUCCUGAGUGGACCAAGUGCACCAGCCGGGAGAAGAGGAAGGAGAAGGUGGAGAAGCCUUUCUACUCUGACUCAGAGGGAGAGUCGGGGCCCACGGAGUCAGCAGACAGUGAGCCCGAGUCCUCCAGCGAGGAGAGCAGCAGCAGCAGCAGCUCCGGCAGCUCCAGCUCCAGCAGUGAAGAGGAGGAGGAGGAGGAAGGCAGUGGGGACCAGUCAGAGGAAAAGGAAGAGGAGGAGAAGAGGACGAAGAGGAAGGAGAAGGAAGGAUCCCGGAAGGUGGCCUCGGGAAGUGUGGCCAGUGAGGAGGAGGAGGGGGCAAGGAAGGCCAAGAAGAAGGUGUCACAGGGGAAGAAGAGCCACACUGAGACCUCAUCAGAGGAGGCCAGUGCCUCUGAGAGCAGCUCCUCGGGCUCUGACUCAGGCUCUGAAGGAGAUGCCAAGCAGAAGAAGGUGCCCCUCAGUAGCAGGGCCAGCCCCAAGGAGAUCUCCCUGCUCGACCUGGAUGACUUCACUCCCCCACCUCCCCAGCCUGUCCCCUCCAGCAACAUCAUCUCCACCAGCCUGGUGACUGACCUGGAGGGCCUCACGCUCACCGACACCUCCCUGGCACCCACUCUGCUGAGCCCAGCGUUCGGCACCGUGAGGACCUACGAGCUGCUGCACCGCAUGGCGGGAGAGGGGCUCUCUGUCGAGUACUGCUUCAGCCGCCGGCCCUUCCCCGGGGACCCCCACAUGGUGGCCGUGCAGAUCCAGAUCUCCAACAACACCGACGCCGAGGUGAAGAGCCUGCGGGUCAGCGAGCCCAAGCUGCUCUCUGGCAUGAGGAUCCAGGAGUUCCCCGAGAUUGAGUGCCUGGCCCCCAAUGACACAGCCAGCGUGGUGAUGGGCAUCGACUUCUGUGACUCCACUCAGGCGGCCAACUUCCAGCUGUGCACCCACACACGCCACUUCUACGUCUCCAUCCAGCCGCCCGUGGGGGAGCUCAUGGCCCCCGUCUUCAUGAGCGAGAACGAGUUCAAGAAAGAGCAGGGGAAGCUAAUGGGCAUGAGUGAGAUCAUGGAGAAGCUGACUCUGUCCGAGAAGUGCCGCAGUGACCACGCCAUCGUCCAGCAAGUGACCUCGGCCGCCAACGUGGGCCGCGUGCCCUGCGGCGCUGACAACGAGUACAGGUUUGCAGCCAAGACGGUGACGAGCGGGAGACCGGGUGGGAUAGAACAGCCACAGCUCUCCCCCUCCAAAGCUGCAGCCAGCAGGGAGCCAGAGGAUGAGCAAAGGACACACAAGAAGGCCUGA